Messenger RNA from Scophthalmus maximus (turbot), 4352 nucleotides. RefSeq names its product G protein-coupled receptor 31 (gene gpr31). Lineage: Eukaryota; Metazoa; Chordata; Actinopteri; Pleuronectiformes; Scophthalmidae. Gene Ontology annotation, cellular component: membrane. Gene Ontology annotation, biological process: G protein-coupled receptor signaling pathway. The record is from RefSeq and is a predicted model, not a curated record. Bases 284 to 1276 code for a protein of 330 amino acids. Gene Ontology annotation, molecular function: G protein-coupled receptor activity. The transcript is spliced from 2 exons.
CUGAGAGAAUCACUUCCAGACUUGCUGGUUGACUCUCACACAACAGGACAUUGAAGAAGAAGAAGAACAAACCUCCCGAGUGACUUGGGAGAGUUUUGAAACUCAAAAACUUCAGGAGGAUUGGAACUGAGGACGCCGUAGAAAAAAAAAACUUGUUUGGCAGGAUUUUUUCCCCCUGUUCCUUCUGAAGAGGGUGUGAGGCUGAGAUUACCCUCGUCGGUCCAGCGGAGACGCAGUCGCUCACUUCGCAGGACGAGACGUUUUCUCCCUCUGCGCGCUCCAGAUGGCAAACUCCACGUUCCAGCUCAUCGAGGACUGCGAGGCCACGAACAAGGCGCUGUACAAGUUCUACGCGGCGGUCGUCAUCGUGAUCUUCAUACUGGCGCUGCCGCUGAACGCGUCCGUGCUCCACCUCUUCAUAUUCAAGCUGAAGUUCUGGAAGUCCAACACCAACAACGUCUUCCUCUUCAACCUGGUGCUGGCCGACAUCCUGCUGCUCGUGUGUCUGCCCAUCAAGGCGUACAACUUCAUUCAGGGCGAGCGGCGGAGCGACUCCGUGUGCAACGCCAUGCUCUUCAUGUUGUUCCUGAACCGCGGCGCCAGCAUCGCCUUCCUGACGGUCACCUCCAUCGACCGCUACUUCAACGUGGUGCACCCCGGGCGGAGGAAUUUCCUGCGGGCCCUGAAGAAGUCGCCGCAGAUCUCCAUCAUCAUCUGGCUGCUGCUGCUGCCGCUCACCGUCCCCACCAUGCUCAAGACCUUCGAGUGCUGCAACAGCCACAAGCUGGAGAAGGACGACACCUUGAUAAAGAGCGUGGUGGACAGCAUGCGGGAGGUGGUCUUCUUCACUCAGAUCGUCAUCCCCUUCGUCAUCCUGGUGUACUGCACGGCGCGCAUCGUCAACCGGCUCCGGAAGAAGACGGUCGGCGACAACACCAAGCUGAGGCGGGCCGUCUUCCUGGUCACCUCCGUCAUGGUGGUCUUCUCGGUCUGCUUCCUGCCGUGCGCCAUCGCCCGGAUGGUGCUGCUGAUCGCGCGCGUCCAAGAGUGGGGGGAGGCGGUGCAGGACAAGGUGGCGGUGGCCUUCGACGGCCUCAUGGUCCUCUCCUACAUGGACUGUCUCCUGGACCCGCUGGUCUACUGCUUCUGCAGCACCAAGUUCAAGGCGCUCUAUCUCACCAACUACUUCCCGUUCUUGGUGAGAGGGGCCCCGCCGCCGGUGGACAGCUCGACGGGAAACACGCAAAACCCUCAGCGCAAUAACAAGGUCAUCUGACGUCUGCGGGGAGACGGAGGAUGGACGGCUGCAGGCGGCGUGUUUUUUAUCCCCGACAGGAUUUCGACCUAAGACUGACACCGUGUCCCACAAAAAAUAUAUCUACUUUAUGAAAGUGCGCCAUGAAGACAAGUCACAUAGUAGAUACUUAAAUAUCUGUUUUCUUAUGAUUCUUAAACCGAGAGGUACAGAACAGGAGGGACAAUUGUGGUUCUUCCAAAGUGUGUCGUCAGGUGCAGGGGUCUCCUUCGUCUAGAAUGUUGGUGGAUUUUCUUUGGUGAAACAUUUGUUGUUUUUUUUAGCAGAUGAAUACCUCCCAGCCAAAGUAUGCACAUCUGUUUUUUCUGCUUGGCUUUGGGACGGUGAGAAGAGAAGCCCAGUUAGGAGAGUGAAAGAUAUCUGUCGAAAACCUCACACAGCUUUAAUAUCUGAGCUUCCACAGUCGAACGAGCGUGAGCCGGUUUUUAUUAACGCCGUCGAUCAAAACUCAGAAAAAAAGUGUUGCCAAAUCUUGGCAAAUGCAAUUAUGAAGCAAGAUGUCUGAAAGGGGAAAAGAAGAUUUACUCGAAAUCACAAAUUAGAUUCCCUGGCAUGAAUUUGUUGGUUACGACAUAGAAAAUAGAUGAAUAUAUGGGGGCCAACGUCAGUCACUUGUUACAUAAGAGUUUAUUAAAAAGGCCCAUAGAGGAAGCAUUAAUGUUGAUUUAAUAAUGAACUGAGCAACUGUUUAUACUGUGUAUAUACAUAGAGAAAGAUGGGUGUAUUUAUGCUAUACAUAUUUUGUCUGUCUGUCAGGGAACAUUUCUUGAAAAUGUUUUUUUUUUUUUUAUAUAAUCCCAUUCCAUUGUCUGAAAUACUUCACGAGCCCGUGGGGAUUUAACUGUACUACAAAUCCAAAACAACAAGUCCCCUUAACGCAUCAUUAAUCACCGUACUCUUGAACUCGGAGACAGACGUUGAACUGUAACUGUACGAGUCACCUGACCGGUCAUUUUUCUCGCCCUGAUGACAUCGUCAACGGUCAUAUCGAAACCAGCGAACACGUCAGGAGAUCCGUGAGAGACUCAGUGGAGUGGAGGCUUUUACCAGAUGCAAGAUGCAUCAUUGUGUGUCACUAAAUAUUCCCUUCCAAACAAACAAUGGCACAUUUGUGUUGCGGAAUAUUACGCAACGUUCUCGCCUCGUUGACCUCAUAAUAACAUGUAAUUAAUGAGUAGACGAGGAAACGCAACUGAGGAAAAUCCCUAAUUUGGUUUGAUUUGGAGUUUCUUCCCGCUCUAAAGCUUUGCAGCGAUGAAAAGAUAUUUUAGUAUUAACGUGAAUGAUUUUUAGAUCUCACACAUAAAACACAGAGUUGUAUAAAAUCGCCAUCGGUCAACAUGUGAAGACGUGAGCGACUACUGGUACGCGGCUCCGCAAAUGUCACGUCAGCACAAAGUAACAAUGUGCCGGUUGUCUGAUAAACACUGCAAAUAUUAACAGAGUAAAGACAAACACGGGACAUAAAGUCAUGUAUGGUACGAUCUCAAACAAGACGACGACAUACUUCACACGCUGCACUGGUGUUUUUGUUUACCUCCUCAGUUGUGUGGAUUUGACCUUUCACACUUUCACAAGUGAAUUUGAAUUUGUGACUCAGCCCCAUUGUACGGUCAACAUGCCUUAUUCUUGUUUUGUUUUAAAAAUGUUGCAUCUACAUUAAUUGAGUAUUAAAGUCGCAGUAGGUGGAUUUUAAUCCAAUACACUUUUCGAAAAAAUUCAGCUAAUGUUUUUCCUCGUGGUCCGCACCUCACAACACUGUGUGCAGUUUGAAAAUAUCACUCCCGACACAUUAACAGACGUGUUAGCGAGCGACAGACAUGCUAGCGGCAGACUUGCUAGAAGCAGACGUGCUAACGAGCAACAGACGUGCUAACGAGCAACAGACGUGCUAGCGAGCAACAGAUGUGCUAGCGAGCAACAAACGUGCUAGCGGCAGACGUGAUAGCGAGCAACAGACGUGCUAGCGACAGACGUGCUAGCGACAGAUGUGCUAGCGACAGACGCUACGACUGAGGGGUUUUGGCCUCGUGGUAAGCGCCUCUGUCUCCUGACCCCGACCAGUGCAGUCAACAAAAUCAAACAACAAACAAUCUUUCUCCAAAAUCACUUGCUGCCCCUUUAAGUUCAUCUAUAUAUUUUACCAAACAGCCCAAUUUAAAAAGUAGGACGAGGUCUUUUUUUGACGGCUCUCACUUGUUGGCACUAGUUUCUUCCGCCAAGGUUGACCGUCUGAAAACUACUGAACCGAUUUCCAUGAAUUCUUUUUGAUGAAAAGGUGUCGAAAAGCAGAGGGAAAAACCUGUUGAAUUUUGUGGGAUGAUCCUGAAAACAGACGGAUCCAGGUUUUUUCUUUUUCUUUUUCCACUUUCUUAAAAGAAUGACGAGAUAGGGCGUUAGCCUCGGCGGAGGUGCGUUGCUCUUUGGGGCUUCCACCAUCCAGACAGCGGUUGCUCCCGUUCAUCUAAAUUAAUUAAAGUCUUUCGGGCUGUAGGCGUUUUGAUGGGGUCAUGAACACACGUGCGAGUCUUGACAAGUCCUCCUGACAAGAAUGCUGCAGUGUUGCAUCUCUAUUAGCAUUCACCAAAUCCCGAGUGUUACCUGUUGGGGAUUUAGAACUAAGCCUGUACAAAUACUAUAAACUUAUCACGUGUUAUGUUCCUCAAAGGGACUUAUAAUAGUUUCAGAUCAUGAAAACAGAUUAAUUCCAUGUGAUAGAAAGAAAAAUGGGAGCAAACUUCUAAAUACCAAGAAUUAGUUACAUGUAAGACAUUUAUAUAAUAUAUAUUCCCCUUAUGACCAUUGUUAAAUUAUUUUGGUGUAAGUGUCCCGAUAAGUGCUUUACAUAUCAUAGUUCAUAUUUUGUAUCUCUGUUUUGCGGGUCGCAUUGUGUAAAUAUUCGCCUCGUCUUCUAUGUCUUUCUACUACUGCUGAAAUAUGUGAAUGUAUAAAUACAUUUUUUAUCUCGAGGUACAUUUCUGCUGACUCAUCCUUCGGGGGAGAUUACGUUGAUAAAAUUUGAGAGUGAUUAAUUUAA